GAAUGAGGCUAGAGAGCGUGAGAGAUGAGGCUAACCUGCAACAGGCGGCUCAUUUAAAGUUUGAUGGGUUGACGAGUGGCGGCGCUGGUGUUCGCCGGCGACGCGAUCCGAGCGUGCGGCGAGCCUCGCGCGGUGAAUUCACGAGUUCAGUGAUUCAGUAAAACGCCGGUACUCGAGGCGUCAGCACGGUGAGAAACGGAAAUUUUGUUGCGCUCAUAUCGCGAAAUGCAUGUUCUUCAAACGAACGUUACAGAAAUUCACUAGCAAGAUUGGUAGCGCGUUAUCGUGUUUUUCGUUGAAUCAAACUUGAGGGCAUGUGGUUCAUUUCGAAAUAAAAUAAUCAACAAAUAUUUGACAGUUAUUUUGAAAUUUCUCCCGAGUGAAGUGGCCGGUGACGUGACAUCGAAAGAUCUCGUUCGUGGAAUUUCGCAUAAAAACCAAGACCACCGACCAUCUCGAAUCGAUUUGUAAGAAUUACACCAAAAUAAACACUUUGUGAAAAUAGAGCAAACGUCCGACCCUCUUGAUCGCGUGUUAACGAAAUUUCGUGGAUCGAUCAACGUGAUUACGGGAAAAGUGAAUGAUAAAAAUAUUGAAAACUCGUGUUAACUUGAAUGAUUUCUCGGAUUUAUAUUUGAACGUGUACGCGCGUGUUUUUCUCUGCCUGUGUGAGCGCGAAGCCGUCCGGGGUUCGGUGAUUCAUCGAUCCUCCAUUCGUAUUUCCUUUCCGCGUAUUUUUUUCUCUUUAAUGUCUCGUAUUUCAACCGGAAGCUGCAGAAGAACGGUAUAUUGAAAACUAAAGAAGACUGUAGUCUUGCGGAUGAUUCGGAGUGCCCGUACCUAUAAUAUAUGUGCAAACAAAACACAUAUAUAUAUACGUACAGAUAAAUACGAUACGGGUAAACGCGUGCUCUUUGAAGUGAGAAAGAGAGAAAACAAAGAAAGGAGAAGAAUAGGAGAGUCUCGUGCUCGUAACUCGAGAGCCGAACACACGCUCGCAGCGGAAUCUUUUCUCAUUUCUUUCCACAUCUAUUUCUCGUGUUCGCUCGUUGUUUGACAACGACAAAUAUCAAACAGAGUCGGACAAGUGGGCUCGCGUACGUGUACACACAGAAAUCUAUAAACAUAAAUGCAGAAAAGGCGAACGAACCGCGAAAGUUUGUGAGUGUCCCCUAACGAGAAAAAUAGUCGAGAAAAAGUUUGAAAAUUUCCCACGCUCCGCGUUGUUUUUUCCUGGAUUAUAAAAACUUUGACAAAUUCCCGGAGCUCUGCUUCCACGCGUUUUUUUUCGUCAUAAUCGUAAGCCAAGUUUUAACAUUUCUUUUUCACCUCGAAAUUAUGGUUUGCUGAGGCGUUUGUUCGCGCGUAUCCAUCGUGUUUUUCGAGCGUGGGAAGUCCCAAGAUCCCGGGAGCGAAAGAGAGUCGGAAGAUACAAGAGAAAGACGGAAUUCACCGAUCGGUCUUGCGAUUAGCGGCAGAACCAACAAAAGCGGCGACCGUAACAUUAUACACGGAUUGUGACCGCGCUACGUGACGUAUAUAUACUCCUCGGAUACAACAUAUAUUUACAUAAAACAUCGCGUUCCGCGCUUGGAAAUCAAGUUACAACAGGAAAAAUGUGAUCUUUGAGAGUCCAAGACAAAUAUAUCAAGAGUGAACAUAAUAACAACAGUAUUAAGAUCGAAGUUCGUGAUAAAACCUUCCGUUUUUUUUCUUCAAUUCUCUCGUCAUUUUUUAUUCCGAAUUCCAUCAAGAUGAGCAGGAAUAACGGGAACGGGAUGAGGCUCAUGCCGAUGGUCAGCACUAUCUUAAUCGUCGUGUUUUUUUCGCGUUGCUGCGACUCGAACGAGCUCAAAGACUAUUGUUCCGUGCAUCGCUACGAAAAUUUGAUCAUCAGCGGUUUGAGAUUCACCAAAGAGGUCGUUACGACCGAGUACGCAAACGUUGGCGCGUUCAAGGCGAUUCACUGCUGUCUCCGUGGAUACAGAAGCAUCGAAUGGUACAAGGACAACCGCGCUUACCCCUGGCCAGGUGGCGAGAGUCAUUUCAUUCUGUAUCCCGAAAGUGCGAACCAAACGAUCUACACACAGGAGGUGAGAUCCUCCGAUGCAGGGAGAUACUCUUGUCGUGCUCGAAACGACACAACCUCCUUGGAGGAAGACAUUACGCUCCAAGUUCUUGGGGAGGAGGCAGCAGGUUACACAGGAAAGCCAUUACCGACCUAUAAACCAGCCUCCCAAAUGGUACCUCUCGGAGCUUCGGCACGACUAUUCUGCGAGGCCUAUCUCGGACGUGUCGAUCUCCCGGACGCGAAGAACUCGGUGACCUGGUCCAAGGUCGGCAGCAACCUCACACUGCCCGAUCAUGGCAGAUUGUCUCAGCAUCGAGUCUCGAGAGAGGACGAUGAAAUAGUCGGUUCUUACUUGGAGAUCGAGGAUAUCACACUCGAGGACUAUGGCGAAUACGAAUGCCGGAUCAGCAAUGGUGUCGACGAUGAAAUGAAUCUGCCAGCUCAUAUUUAUCGUCAAGAGCCACUCUACGACCUCGGAUUUCGAAAUGGUUCCUGGAGAAAAACACUACUGUUCGGUGUCCUUGUUCUUGUCAUUGGCUUAUCCGUUGGAGCUUUCUACGCGAGAUGCUGGCUGCCAUUAGCGGUCAUGUGUCGCGACAGAUUCGGCCUCCUUGAAGAAGACGAUGGCAAGGAAUGCGACGCUCUCGUUUGUUACCAUGAGAGGGACUCUAACUUCGCAGUUGGCAUUCUUGUUCCAACACUCGAAUCGAGACACCGCUUCAAGUGCACGACUCUCGAGCUCACUCACGUAAAACACAAUUGGGGUCUCGAGAUUGGACCACACGCGGCGUCAGCGCGAAGAAUAAUCGUCGUUUUGGGGCCAAACGCCCUUGAGAACGUCUGGACGGAAUCGAGUGUAGCUGCUGUACUGAAACAAUUGUCUUCCCUUUCAACGAGAACAAUAAUAAUAAGUCUGAAGGAUUUACCGAAUACAACGUCGAUCGCGAAGUCUUCGAGGCGCAAUGGUCUCGCGGCGGUUUCACAUUGCAACGACGGGAUCGCGUUCGAUCGUUUAACGAUUUUACGUUGGGAAGAAACGACGAGUAGCGGGGACGGCCAUGGUAUCGGGGGUUACAAAUUUUGGUAUAAAAUACGGAUGUCAAUGCCACCGAUGCGACCCCCACCGAUGAGGAUCAACGUCAACUCGAGAUGUCAAUCUGUCGGAAUGAUCGUACAAGCCAACGGCAACAAAUCCAAUCAACAGAAAGCUCGCUCUCGCGAGAGUCUCGAAGUUCUUGUAUAAAUAUCAGCAGUGAAAAAAACCUCAAUGAACAAAGGAGAGGGUGCAAAGUACAUUUUGCUCUUUUAUCGCGGCUUACUCGCUCGUGAUUAUCCCAAACGAACCGACAAUAUGUUUUAUCCUGCUCACCUUCUUACGAGCCAUGCAUAGAUGUUUUAUUAUUAUUAUUUUUUAUUAUCACUUUUCGUUUUUUUUUUUAAUCAAAUAAUGGAUAUCUGGAAAAGAUCCGUCCGAGUAACGUCGGUUCGCUCGCACGACCCGUCCGAAAACCUCCCGUUUCUUCUUGUACUUCUCCUUUUUUACGAACUAGUUUCCUUUUUGUAUCACAAACCCUACGUAUUUUAUACUCUCUUAUAUAAAGCUCAAAAUAUCGACUGUUCCCAUCUCUCCGCUCCUUAUCUUCGUGUCGUCGUUUGACGAUUUUUUCCAUUCUCCAUUUCUACCCGAUUCCUCCUUUUCAGAUCUCGUUCUGUUUUCGUUUUAAAACGCGUUGUAAAUAUAUGUAUUACUGAAGUCAUUCGCUAUCGCGCAAAGUAACCUUUAUUUAUUUAAUUAGCAGUAUUAUUUAUGUUACGACUUGUUUUAUUCUUUUUUUUUCAAUGUUCUGUACGUAAAUUAGAUUCAACUAGCUCAUAUUCUGAAGCUAUCCUUGAAUUUGUAAUCUACUUGUGUAUAUUGUUCCACUAUUCCGAGUCAAAUCGACGUCUGACCAUUAUGAGUAGUAAUCUUUUUGAAUAUUCCCGAACGUACGAUCAAGAGAGUAGGAAAGUUUAACCUCGCCGAAUCACGAAUCUCUUGAAUUUCCAAUUAAUCCUAAUUCUCCCCGCCAAUUCUAUUGAUCGUCGGGAAAAACUAAUAAAUUUUUCCUGAAAUUUCGGUAAAAAUUCAUGCGCCGAAAUCAGCCUCAACGUUCGAAUUAUUCAUUCAUGGAGUUACAGUCUUUUGGACCUUUUUGUUCAAUAAUUCAUUGGCACGUUCAAGCGCAACAGAAUUGUUUUGUAAGAUUGUAACGAAAUUUCCCUGCAAUUUUAGUUUUUCGCAUAUUUGGAAAUGCUAUUGGGUCACAACGACGUUACCGAUGAUGAAAAAUGGAGACAGUCUGAACUUGGCGUGCGAACGGUAGAAAACUGUUUCUUUUCUUCAUGUCUUUUGUUUUUAUACGUAUUAUUUCAUAAUUUUGUCGUACAAUGAAGAUGAAGAUUGGGAAGACAGAAUGAAAAAUAACAUGACAAGUACUAAUAAUUUGUUAAAGAAAUCAUGGAAAAUGAAUGAAUAUUUGUGAUUUAAGGAUUAAGGGUUGCGCCGUAUGAACGAGAGUGAAUCCGUUUGUUCACUGUCUUGUUGUCUCGUUUUCUGUAAUAACUGCUUACGAUUAUUAUCAAAUUUGUGUUCGAUUGUUCAAACGAUUUUUCACGGUCUGCGAAGAUUCUGCGAGCCUUGUUUAAUAAUUUUUUUAACAGUAAUCCUCUUUACUGUCAGUAUUAAAAAUACUAGAGAGCGUACUACUCGCAUCCGCGCGAAUUAUCAAACUUGAAAUCCGUCUGGAAUUAAGGUUUGGUGGAUGAGUUCGAGUUUGUUAUAAAUAUAUAUAAAAUAUAAAUAUAUAUAUAUAUAUAUCUUUAUUCUUUUAAGCCGUUUUCCCCGUCAUUGUUCUGUAAAAUUCGUAUUGAAUCAGGCAAAUUAGAUAAAUGGAGAACCAAAAAGCCCACACAUUCGCACAACUGUCGUGAAUGAUGCUAAAUAUUUUACAUUCGAACAUUGAUCCGAUUCUGGGGAAACAAAAGUGUGUAUCAAUUGUAUGAAUAUUGACGAGAAAAAGUUUCAGAAUUUUUUGAAUAUAUACGCACGAGAAUGAAAAAUAGAAAGAGUAAAUGAGAGUGAGUGUGAGGGCGAGCGACAGUUGAACGCUAUAAAUAAGUGUUUGUAACUGUAAUCCAUUACUGUUCGUUCGCAAUAUUGUUUCAUCAUCUUCUAGGCACUUGUACUUGAGACGAAUGAGCAGAAACAAUGCGAGUUUCAUCGUUUCGUUACAACACAAGUAUUUCACGUUAUCAUUCAUCUUAUAACAAAAUAAAAGAUAACAAAAACAAUAAUUAAAAUGGAAA
This is a messenger RNA of Venturia canescens, 5416 nucleotides long. RefSeq lists its product as uncharacterized. Bases 1755 to 3314 code for a protein of 519 amino acids. The transcript has 7 exons. The record is from RefSeq and is a predicted model, not a curated record. NCBI's taxonomy places the organism in Eukaryota, Metazoa, Arthropoda, Insecta, Hymenoptera, Ichneumonidae.